AUGCUUCCUAGUGGCCUGUCUCAGAACGUGGAGAUGCGGCUGAGCCUCGCCCCUAGUUUGCAGAGAACACCCCGCCCCCCGGAGCCGCAGGUGCCGCUGGGCCAGCUGCUGUGCACGCGACUACCGCCGCCCUUGCUACCCGACGAGCCGCUGACGACUCCCGUGUACGUGCGCGCCGAGGGCUCGCUCGCGCCCGAGUCCGCCGCCGCACUCGAUGCUAUCUUCGCGCGGCUCGCAGUCCUCGCCCAGAGGAAGCGAGACGGCCCCAGCGAGCAGAGCGCCCGCGACACCGAAUUGGCCAGGGCCGAGAGCAUUUUUGUCGUCCCGACCCCAGUGGCUGAGCAGCAGCAGAGGCAUUCGUGCAACCCUAGCCCCCCCCGAGGCUGA
Messenger RNA from Emiliania huxleyi CCMP1516, 387 nucleotides. RefSeq lists its product as hypothetical. Bases 1 to 387 code for a protein of 128 amino acids. The record is from RefSeq and is a predicted model, not a curated record. Lineage: Eukaryota; Haptophyta; Isochrysidales; Noelaerhabdaceae. The transcript has a single exon.